Messenger RNA from Hyaena hyaena (striped hyena), 2335 nucleotides. RefSeq names its product N-terminal EF-hand calcium binding protein 1 (gene NECAB1). Gene Ontology annotation, molecular function: calcium ion binding. Lineage: Eukaryota; Metazoa; Chordata; Mammalia; Carnivora; Hyaenidae. Bases 337 to 1617 code for a protein of 426 amino acids. The transcript is spliced from 13 exons. The record is from RefSeq and is a predicted model, not a curated record. Gene Ontology annotation, cellular component: cytoplasm. Gene Ontology annotation, biological process: regulation of amyloid precursor protein biosynthetic process.
CCCCCCGCCCCCAUUAAUCGGUGAUGUCCAUUAAACCCACCCACCUUUGAGGAGGGUGGGGCGGACAGGUUAGCCUGGUCGAAAAGCAAAGUUGGCAAAAUCUCUUCGAAUCUCCUUGGACUCGUAGGGUCCGCCACGGGGUAGGUUCGGGGCGCCUGCAACGCGGCGCCGCGGUUCUCCGGACACACGCCCUUGCCUCCCGGCGCUCGGUCACCUCCUCCCUGGCGGCACGUGGGUGGAGCGGGGGCUCCAGGGUCGUCUCGGGCGGCGGCCAAUGGCUGUGAGGGGGUCAGACUCGGUUCCCCGCGAGGGGCGCAGCGGUUGCUAAGUGCCGCGAUGAGACGGAUCCGGCGCCAGCAGCCCAGGGAAGGGGGAGGCGCGAACGAGAGCGCGUGGGAGCGCGGAGGCCGGAGCCGGGAGGCGGAGAGCGACGCCGGGGAGGCGCGCGGGCGCGAACGCACGCCCGGGAGCCGGAGCCCGGCGGCAGUGCGGCCGCGCCCCUGCCCGAGCCCGUGCGGCCGCCCAGCCCCGCUCCGCCCGCCGCCGCCGUCUGGGCUCCCGAGGAUGGAGGACUCCCGGGAGACGUCGCCGUCCUCCAACAACUCCUCCGAGGAGCUCAGCUCUGCCCUGCAGCUGUCCAAGGGCAUGUCGAUCUUCCUCGACAUACUGAGGAGAGCAGAUAAAAAUGAUGAUGGAAAAUUGUCCUUUGAAGAAUUCAAAGCAUAUUUUGCAGAUGGUGUUCUGAGUGGAGAAGAAUUACAUGAGCUCUUCCAUACCAUUGAUACACAUAAUACCAACAAUCUUGACACAGAAGAACUAUGUGAAUAUUUUUCUCAGCACUUGGGAGAAUAUGAGAAUGUACUAGCAGCACUUGAAGACCUAAAUCUUUCCAUCCUGAAGGCAAUGGGCAAAACAAAAAAAGACUAUCAAGAGGCCUCCAACUUGGAACAAUUUGUAACUCGAUUUUUAUUGAAGGAGACCUUGAAUCAGCUCCAGUCUCUCCAGAAUUCUCUGGAAUGUGCCAUGGAAACUACAGAGGAACAAACCCGUCAAGAAAGGCGAGGGCCGACCAAGCCAGAAGUCCUGUUGAUCCAGUGGCCUGGAAAGCGAUCAAAUCGCCGAGUCCAGAGACACAACAGCUUCUCCCCGAAAAGCCCCCAGUUCAGUGCCUGUGGCUCAGGCUCAUUAGAAGAAGACAACCAGUGGAUGACCCAGAUCAAUAGACUCCAGAAAUUAAUUGAUCGACUGGAAAAGAAGGAUCUCAAACUUGAACCACGGGAAGAAGAAGUUAUUGAAGGGAAUACUAAAUCUCACAUCAUGCUCGUGCAGCGUCAGAUGUCUGUGAUCGAGGAGGACCUGGAGGAAUUCCAGCUUGCUCUGAAACACUAUGUAGAGAGUGCUUCCUCCCAAAGAGGCUGUCUACGCAUUUCCAUACAGAAGCUUUCCAAUGAAUCUCGCUACAUGAUUUACGAGUUUUGGGAGAACAGUAGUGUGUGGAAUAGCCACCUUCAGACAAAUUAUAGCAAGACAUUCCAAAGAAGUAACGUGGAUUUCUUGGAAACUCCAGAACUCACAUCUACUAUGCUAGUUCCUGCUUCAUGGUGGAUCCUGAACUAGAUGUUCCGUGUUCCUUAUGGUUCCAAGUACAAAACAAGUAUUCUUAUCUAAAAUGUGAAUUGGAAAAUUCUCUGUGGUUACUAAUCUACACUAUACUUUUAACAUAUUUAAGAUGUGCACUCUUCUAAAAUGUCUUCUAGAUCUUUCAUGUGAAUUUUAGCUAAAUUUUUGAAGUCUGCUGUUUUGCUACAUUGUAACCUAAAACCCUUUAGUGGCAAAAUCCUAAUAUGUGAAACAAGUGUAUACACAAAGAAAUAAAAUUGUGAAAAAGAAAUGUUAAAAAGAAUUAAAGUGGGAACUUUCAAAGUAUUACUUCAUAGGAUAGCUUCUGUGGACUUCUCAUAAAGGUUAAAAAGCUAUAAAGGUUAAAUCAAUGUCUUGUCAUUUUUAAGUAACUGAUUUUCUGUGAAUGAAGCUUAUAUUCUUCAGUAUGGCUCACUGUAUUCCCAACUCAUGAUCUUAUGAGUAUUUACUGAAAAAGCUAAUACAUAAUCCAAAAUGAUGUCCUUAUAUGCAGAGAGAGCAACGGCAGGGAUGCAUUUACAUAGAGAAAAGGCCACAGGAGGACAGUGUAAGAAGGUGCCAACAGCAAACCGAGGAGAGGCCCCAGAAGAAAUCAACCCUGCUAGCACCGUGGUCUUGGACUUCCUGUCUCUACAACUGUGAGAAAAAUGCCUUUCUGUUGUUUAAGCUUUAAAAAAAAAAAAAGUUAAUACAU